AAUACCUUAGACAACAUUAAAUUAAUACUACUCCCCUGUACAAUUAGUGGUCUCUAGGUGCUCAGCUGUGUAAUCAGGCUAGCAACUUUUAUUCUGUUUUUAGAAUAAUGUUAUCCUUGCGACCGUGGUGUAACCCAGACGCCAUGUCUUUCUCAAGAUGAACGUGCUGCUUCUGAAAGAGCCAAAUGAUGGAGACCAAGGGUCUGAUCCUUACAACCAGGAAAUGACGAACGUUGGCCUGCGAGCAACCCUUCUACCUGUGUUAUCGUUUAAGUUUGUUUCACUAAACACCCUAUCAGAAAAGGUUUUCCAAACGGAAAAAUAUGGUGGCCUUAUAUUUACAAGCCCAAGAGCAGUGGAAGCAGUGAAGAUGUGCCUUGGGGACAGAAGAGAAGAAUGGGAGCGCAUAGCGAAAGACAAGUGGAAUGCAAAGUCCGUUUAUGUGGUGGGGAAAGCGACGGCUGCCUUAGUACGCCGCCUUGGCUUGAACCCACUCGGUGAGGACACGGGGACGGCGGAAGUCCUGUCACGUGUCAUCAUUGAACGAGGGGACACCGGUAUCCUCCCUCUUUUCUUCCCUUGUGGCUCCAUCAAAAGAGAAGUUCUGCCUGUGGCUUUGAGGGAGAAUGGGGUUCCCCUCGAGACGUUGACUGUCUAUCAAACAGCCGUGCAUCCUGACGUGGGCCCCCCAGCAAGUGUGGCCUUCUUCAGCCCGUCGGGAGUCAACUUCUGUCUGCAGGCCUUGCGCGGGCUGGCCGGUGAGCAGCUUCCGCAAAUAAAGUUGGCCGCCAUCGGGCCCACCACGCGGGACGCCAUGCUGGCGGAGGGUCUGAGCGUCAGCUGCACCGCCGAGAAGCCCACGCCGCAGCACCUGGCGGAGGCCAUCAGCAAAGCGCUAAAAUGACCAUCUGAAUUUUAUCGGUCAAGUGUGUUUACUGGACACUAUUAGGUACACCUAACCGUUGUCAAUUGGUUGAGGAGGACUAUGGUCAGGUAUGGACAAAAAGGCAGAUGCAGUUCACCAAAAUGGCUAACCACCUGUGCGUUUCACAGCAUAGGUUCUACAUAGAUUUUUGUGCAUCCUGUCAUGUUGGAUGUGCGUGUGGGAUUCCGUCAACUGGACACAAUUGUGACGGCUGCUAAUAUUUAGUAACUGGUGUCCCUGUACAUUUUGUGAUUUGCUACAUAUGUAUUCACCUAUACACAGAUCUUUUUUUGUUUGUUUGCCGUCAUACGUUGUACAUCUAAAAUAGUCUAUUACAAGGGUGCCCAUUAGGUAGAUCCUGAUCUACCGGUAGAUCCAAGACAGGUCCCUGGUAGAUCCGAGGAGUGUCGAGAAGAAAAAAAACAAACAACCAUUUGUGUGUCUUUGUACAUGUUAGUAAUAUAUUUUUUGUGUUAAUAUACACUGCACACUAAUCAGUCUCAUUUUCACAAAAAAA
This is a messenger RNA of Hippocampus zosterae (dwarf seahorse), 1442 nucleotides long. It is a transcript of the gene uros, whose product is annotated as uroporphyrinogen III synthase. Gene Ontology annotation, biological process: uroporphyrinogen III biosynthetic process. Lineage: Eukaryota; Metazoa; Chordata; Actinopteri; Syngnathiformes; Syngnathidae. Bases 158 to 904 code for a protein of 248 amino acids. The record is from RefSeq and is a predicted model, not a curated record. Gene Ontology annotation, molecular function: uroporphyrinogen-III synthase activity. The transcript has 10 exons.